Molecule: messenger RNA, 3003 nt
Organism: Malania oleifera
Lineage: Eukaryota; Viridiplantae; Streptophyta; Magnoliopsida; Santalales; Ximeniaceae
Product: auxin response factor 1-like
Exons: 15
Coding region: 387-2441 (684 amino acids)
Biological process (GO): regulation of DNA-templated transcription; response to hormone
Cellular component (GO): nucleus
Molecular function (GO): DNA binding; protein binding
Source: RefSeq, a predicted model, not a curated record
AGUGAGAAGGGGAAGGGAUGCGCAUUGCGCACCCGUGGGGCGGGCGUGCGGAGUGAGACUUGGGUCCUCUCUGAGGAGAAUGCUUUCAACUGAAUGGAGGAAACGCGCCACGCCAACUCCGCUUCCGACAAAACACUCCCCUGUUCUCCUCUGCCCCUUUUCAUUCCUCAACCCCACACUCAAAAUUACCCAAGAAAAAUAAUUUUUAUUUUUAUUUUUUUAUUUUUGUUCAUCUUCAAACUUCUACAUUCAGUCAAUCCUUCAUUCCCUCCUCUUCUUUCUCCUUCUUCUAACCCUAAUCUGAAUUUUCAGUGUACGCUGGUUGCUCCAGAGGACAGCCAAGCUCCCCCCACAGGUAUUUGGUUUAAGCUGUUUGUUGGUUUUACAUGGCACUCGCAGCAUCAAAUUGUGCGCCCAGAGGACCUAAAUCAGGGUUCACAAAUGAUGCUCUGUACAAGGAACUUUGGCAUGCUUGUGCGGGACCAUUGGUUAAUGUGCCUCGUCAAGGGGAGCGUGUAUAUUACUUUCCUCAAGGCCAUAUGGAACAGCUUGAAGCAUCAAUGCAUGAAGGUCUGGAAGAACAGAUGCCUUCAUUUAAUUUGCCAUCUAAAAUCCUCUGCAAAGUUGUUAAUAUUCAGCUCCGGGCUGAACCAGAAACAGACGAAGUUUAUGCACAAAUUGCUUUACUACCUGAUUCAAAUCAAAGUGAGAUAACUACGCCAGAUCCUCCUCUUCCGGAACCUGAAAGAUGUAGAGUCCAUUCAUUUUGCAAGACACUCACUGCUUCCGACACAAGCACCCAUGGAGGAUUCUCUGUUCUUCGAAGGCAUGCAGAUGAAUGCUUGCCACCACUGGAUAUGUCUCAGAAUCCUCCAUGGCAAGAAUUAGUUGCGAAAGAUUUGCACGGAAAUGAGUGGCAUUUUCGUCAUAUUUUUCGAGGGCAACCUAGACGCCAUUUGCUUACAACUGGGUGGAGUGUGUUUGUUAGUUCCAAGAGACUAGUAGCAGGAGAUGCAUUUAUAUUCCUGAGAGGUGAAAACGGAGAAUUGCGUGUUGGUGUACGGAGGCUUUUAAGACAACUCAGCAAUAUGCCAGCAUCUGUAAUAUCCAGUCAUAGCAUGCAUGUUGGAGUCCUUGCUACUGCAUCUCAUGCCAUUACUACUGGCACCCUAUUCUCUGUUUUCUAUAAGCCAAGAACAAGUCCAUCUGAAUUUAUUGUGAGUGUCAACAAAUAUCUUGAAGCUCAGAAUCACAAGUUUUCUGUUGGGAUGAGAUUUAAUAUGAGAUUUGAGGGUGAUGAAGCUCCCGAAAGGAGGUUCAGCGGGACAAUAAUUGCUGCUGGGGGUCCUGAAUCAUCAAGAUGGGCUGAUUCUGAAUGGAGAUCCUUAAAGGUCCAAUGGGAUGAACCUUCAGCUAUUUUAAGGCCAGAAAGGGUAUCACUGUGGGAAUUGGAGCCAAUUGCGGAAGCUACUCCUUCAAUGUCUCAAUCUGUGCAAAGGAGCAAACGGACACGUUCACCUACUCUGUCUUCACCAGCACGAGAGCUUUCGGCUUCUGGCAUUUGGAAAUCACCUGUUGGGUCUUCAUCGGAUCCAUCAUGUUCCCAUUCACGGGAUCUGCAACCAUCAUUGAGAUUAAGAACCAUAGUGUCCUCAACUUUAAAUGCCCAUCCUCUUGGGCUAACAGGAAAUGGUUCUGCUACUGCUGUUUCCAGCAAUCCAGCAUAUUGGUCUCAACAAUUAGAGACUCGAGCAGUGUCUGCUACCUGCGCUGCUAAUAAAGAGAUUGGCAAAAAAAAGCAACCAGAAGUUAGCAAUGGAUGCAGGCUGUUUGGUGUCCAGCUGGUUGACAGUUGCACUACAGAAGAGGCCUUGCCUGUGAUGACAAAAACCGCCAGAGCAGCCAGGGAUCAGCCACUUUCAUCUUUAGAUGGUGACUCUGACCAGCAAUCUCAACCUUCAAAUACUAGUCAAUCUGGCAUUCCUGCAGUAAGCAACGAUCCGGAGAAAUCUUGCCUGAGAUCUCACCUUGAUGUGCAAAGCAGGCAAGAUAGCAGGCAAACACGAAGCUGCACUAAGGUUCACAUGCAAGGAAUUGCUGUUGGAAGAGCUGUGGAUUUGACACAGUUAAAUAGCUACAAAGAGCUGCUCUCAAAACUUGAAGAGAUGUUUGAAAUUAGAGGUGAGCUGUGUGGAUCCACAAAGAAAUGGCAGGUCGUCUACGCCGAUGAUGAGGACGACUUCAUGAUGGUUGGAGAUGAUCCCUGGCCUGAAUUCUGCAGCAUGGUGAGGAAGAUCUUCAUAUACACAGUGGAAGAAGCCAAGAGGCUAUCUUCAACAACAAAAUUUCCAGUGAAGGGAGAGCUCAAACCAAGCAAGUCCAAUUCUAAUAUCAUAAUCAGCUCUGAUGACCAAUCACUUUUGGCAGGGCCGGCCUUUUGACACCAUAUUUCCAUUCUCCUUUUCUACUUUUACUCUGGAGCUGAAGGUGGUGAAGGAGAAGACUGUUGGCCAAUGACUCAACAGCCACUUGGUUCUACAAAAAUAUGAAAUAUGGCUUUGCUCAUGCUGCAGGGGCAGCUGAAGAAUGUUGCAUUAAUUUGCAGUUUAGCAGGUUUCAUUUGUGUUUUGAAAGUAGCUGGUCAAGGGAAAGAAAAAAGUAGCUCUGCCAGCAAAUCUUUUUUUUCACUGCCUGCCUGGAGGGACAUGGUCUGAGACUCAAGGGUAGGUCAUCUAGCAAGAACAGUAGCCAGGUUAUCCAUAAAAUAGCUGCCAGCAUAUUGUGUAAAAGCAUAGCAUAGGGAGGAAAAUUUUGAUAUAGUCUUUAGUUUUCUUGUAGUAAUGGAAUCUCUUACCGAUAUUAAAAAUUUUUCUUGCACAUUUUUCUUUUCCAGUCCAACAAUGUAAAUACUCCUUGGGUAGUGUUAGUUGGGAAGUGUCUCCUGAUCUGUAAGGGAGUUUGAUCUAUUAUUUUAGGUGUUAUAUUAAUGCAUUUAUCAUCAAA